Messenger RNA from Fusarium graminearum PH-1, 348 nucleotides. RefSeq lists its product as uncharacterized. NCBI's taxonomy places the organism in Eukaryota, Fungi, Ascomycota, Sordariomycetes, Hypocreales, Nectriaceae. The coding region runs from base 1 to 348 and encodes 115 amino acids. The record is from RefSeq and is a predicted model, not a curated record. The transcript has 3 exons.
AUGGCAGGCAAUGUAGGUAGGUUUCUGGAGAUGGCGAGCAGUAGCGGCCUGUGGACUGGACUAAUGGACUAUGAAUUGAGCGUGUCGGAGAGGGGGUCGCUCGGUGCGAGGGACGCCGGUUCACCUCGUCUCGUCUCGUCGGGGGGUAGAGGGCGAAAUGAUGGGUUGGAGAAAGACGUGGCGAGGUAUAGUUCAGAAGAGGCGAUGGGAAUAGCGAGAAUCGAAAAGAGAAGAGCAGACCAUGUAGAGUUGAUAGCAGAGAGAAGAAGAAUUAUGAAGAAAGAAAACAGAGACAAAGCAAGAUUGGAAAAUGCGGAUGUGUAUGGGAAUGACAAGAGAUGGCGUUGA